AUGAAGAAAGGAAAAGGCAGAACCGACGUCCCUCCUAAGAGGAACGAUGGCAAUGAGCCCAAGCCCGAUCAGGCCGUCACUGAUGCUCUUAUCAAACGAGCAGAAUUGGAAGCCGUGCAACAAGCAAGAGAUGAAGAGAUUGCCAUCAAGAGAAGUCGAGAAAACGCCAAGAAUGAAAUUCCCACUGAUUCUUCUACCCCUUCUGGUACAAGACGCCACUUGAAAGGUAACCAACCGCCACAACACGAAGAAAAUAUAUCUACCAGGACCACUGAUAGUGAAAGAAAAGUUCUUAUGGGCAUUGUGGCAGAACAAGCUGGUCUAGCUGCAGCUGAGCAUCUAGUUGAAUUAGAAAACCUCAAACAGCAAGCCAAAGAGCCAAUGCCAGCCUGGGUUGACAACAGCCAAAGCAGUGCUCACCUACCGGUAGCAUUCUUUCGCAACUCUGACCCGAACAAAUCCAAACAAGCUGAAAACACUGCAGACCCAAAAGAUUUCUCAGACUUUGCCAUACACAGCAAUCGCAGUGAUGCCAAUAAACAGCCAUCUUCCAAGGACAUAUUGCAAGUCACGGCUGUGGGUGAAUUGGUAACCCCCGGGGAAGACAUCAUCGAUGAGGAUGCCAUUCGUCAACAGGCAGAAAUUGAUGCAGAGGAAAGACUUCUAGCAAAUGCGGUCCAAGCAGAAGUGAUGCCAACAACAACUCCUGACGAACAGGAAGGCGAAGAGUAUCCCAACUGGCAAAAGUAUACUUGUUUAGCCAUUGGAUUCUUGCUUCUAAUUGUAGCGGCUGUGGUGGUGAUUGCAGUGUCAGUGUCAGUUUCCCGCAAGAAAGUCAUCAUUACCCUCGCUCCGUCUCAAGCUCCAACUACUGCAAGUCCUUCUUCAGCUCCUUCCAUGGCACCAUCCUUCUUUACAAAUGACAUUUGCAGAGGAGCACAUCCAGUGCAAAUCAACACGGCAAUAAGAGAUUCCACAUCGAGGAACACACAAGAAGAAAGUGUGGCCACUUGCCAAGACAUAAGGACCAAUGGUAGAGGUCAGUGGUUUGCCAUCAAAGGAGGCGAUGCUUGGUUACGCGUUCAUACUUGUGGUAGUGUUACCGACUAUGAUACUCAACUAUCAGUUUAUGAAGCAGGAGUUAGAACACUCAAUGAACAUCCUUGUGAUGUCGCAGUCUGUGUUACCGGGAAUGACCAACAUUGUGGUGAUCAAAGCUAUGUGCAGUGGUUUGGACAAGCUGGCUCGGACUACUUCAUUUUGAUUCAUGGAUACCGGCUCUACACUGGGGAGUUUGAGUUGGAAAUAUUGGAAGAAAAGAAUGGACUGUGUGAGGGUGCUUUCAACAUAUCGCAGCCUGUGUUUAGAGAAGGUGGCGGCUAUGCAAUAGACAGUUCCUUGCAAGGAGCUGGCCUAGUGGACCCGGAACAACUCCCAGAAUGUGACGACAAUUCGCAAAAGCCAUCUGGCAUUGGUGUUUGGUACACAUACGAUGGACAACUCUCGCCCCUCAACAUAGGUGUUACGGAUGAGUUCAAUGUUGCUGAGUACGAAGGAUCGUGCAGUGCCCUUGUUUGUGCUGCUUCGAGUUCUGCCGAAGCAGACACCAUUCGUUAUCUUCUGGUUUACGGCAACACCAGUAUGGCAGAAACAAGCUUUCGGUUGGUAUUAUCUUCGGGCAGGACGGAACCCUUCUACUUCCCACAAGAAAAUGAAUUUUGUGAAGGUGCUUCGAACGAGGCGGAUUUCACUCUUCCGCCAAAUCAGGUUGGUUUCCAAGACUACACUCCUUUCAAUUUUGGCUUCAAUGCUGGUGGUGCUCCCAGCUGUGGUGAUGCAGUGUGGCAUACAUCGACUGGUUUUUGGUAUGCAGCUAUUGGUACUGGGAGGGCCAUGACUGUGUCCACCUGCCCAAAUGUGACAGCGGGGAUACCUGAUUUUGAGCAAGAUAUUGGUCGAGAUGAUUUUCUCGAUACACAAAUCUCGGUGUACACUGGGUCCUGCGACAUGUUGGUUUGCAUUGAUGGCAAUGACCAGUUCUGUAGAGAUCAAAGUUCCGUGUCAUGGUUUACAGAGCCAGGUGUCGAGUAUCUCAUCCUUGUUCAUGGUUAUGGCCAAAGGUCCGGCUAUUUCAAUGUUUAUUAUGAGGAUGCAAAGAUCCACAAUUCUCCAACGUGUCAAGAGGCCACGACAAUUUCAGCUGACGGAACUUCAAUUUUGGGUAGUGCACUUCCAACUGAAGGCGCACUGUCCAUCCCAUUUUGUGGAUUUGGUGGGGGCGAAGGACAAGAAAGUGUUUCUGGUAUCUGGUAUCGAGCAGUGGGUACAGGCAAAACCUGGACAGCAUCGACUUGUUCAUCCUACACAGACUUCACAGCUCGGAUUUCCGUCUAUGAAGGAGCUGACUGCACUUAUCUAGCAUGCCUGCCUACCUCAGUUUCAGAGGCUUCACCAUGCGGUGAUCAAAAUGCUGUGACUUGGACCACCGUUCCAAACCAAAUCUAUUAUUUCCUUGUUCAUGGCAAAAGUUCGCCUGUUUCUGGCGAUUUUCUCUUUACACUAGAAGAAACUGCUUCCAAUGACAACUGUGAAGGCACUAUUGGACCUUUGAAUGUUGAUGAUGGAAUAACUACCUUUGGGUCAACUCGAAGCGCCACCUUCAAGGAAAACGUUCCCACUUCUUGCGAUAGUGAAGGGUGGAACACAACAGGUCGUGGCCUCUUUUACUCCCUGAUUGGGACAGGUGACAACAUCACAGCUACCACGUGCACAGCACACACGAACUUUGAUAUGAAGCUCACAGUUUUCAUUGCAAGCUGCAGCGAUCUACAAUGUGUUCCGGUCCAGUCAAGGGACUGUCGAACAGGCCAAGACAACAUAACUCUGAUUGCUGGGACUUCUGUCACGUGGUCCUCGGAACGAACUGAGCUAUACUACUUGCUACUACAGGGCGAAGAUGAGGAGUUUGGAAAUUUUGGGAUGGAGCUGUGGACGUCUGGUUCUGAGGACGAGGAAGGGUGA
This is a messenger RNA of Seminavis robusta, 3021 nucleotides long. NCBI's taxonomy places the organism in Eukaryota, Bacillariophyta, Bacillariophyceae, Naviculales, Naviculaceae. The record is from the annotation of a GenBank genome assembly.